This is a messenger RNA of Neurospora hispaniola, 768 nucleotides long. Its product is annotated as alpha-N-methyltransferase NTM1. Gene Ontology annotation, biological process: N-terminal protein amino acid methylation. Lineage: Eukaryota; Fungi; Ascomycota; Sordariomycetes; Sordariales; Sordariaceae. Gene Ontology annotation, cellular component: cytoplasm. The record is from RefSeq and is a predicted model, not a curated record. Gene Ontology annotation, molecular function: N-terminal protein N-methyltransferase activity. The transcript is spliced from 2 exons. Bases 1 to 768 code for a protein of 255 amino acids.
AUGUCAGGCACAAACAAUGUGUUCUCCCAGCUUUCCGGCUCCACCCCUGCCGACGCCUCCAUCUCCAAAGAGCACGGUCUCGCUUACUGGGAAUCCGUCAGCGCCGACGAGAACGGCAUGCUGGGCGGUAUCCCGACCUUCGCCGGCUUCGCCAACACGUCCAAGAUCGACCUGCAGGGCUCUCGCAAUUUCCUAGCCAAGUUCGGCAUUGGUUCCAAGCCAGGCUUGCGCAGGUGCAAGCGCAUCCUAGAGGGCGGGGCGGGUGUGGGAAGGAUCACGGAGGGCUUGUUGACUGAGUUGUUGGUGGAUGAAAAUGAGGAAGGGAAAGGACCUGGGAAGGUGGAUGUGGUUGAGCCAAUUGCGAAGUUUACGGCCAAGUUGCAGGGGAAAAAGGGGGUGGGGAAGGUUUACGUGAUGGGGUUGGAGGAGUGGGUGCCUGAGAUUGGGGAGGGGGAGAAUAAGUAUGAUUUGGUGUGGACGCAGUGGUGCGUAGGACAUUUGACGGAUGAGCAGCUGGUGGCGUACUUGCAAAGGUGCAAGAGCGCACUGGCCGAGGAUGGGUUGAUUGUGAUCAAGGAGAACACGACGGUGUUGGGGAACGAUGAGUUUGACAAGGAGGAUAGUAGUGUCACGAGAGGCGAGGCGACAUUCCAGAAAGUCUUCCAAAAGGCUGGGUUGAAGGUUGUCAAGGCCGAGUUCCAGAAGGGCUUCCCCCAGACGAGGACCAUGAAGCUUCUGCCGGUACGGAUGUAUGCUUUGAAGCCUUGA